Sphaeroforma arctica JP610 is the source of this 3347-nucleotide messenger RNA. RefSeq lists its product as hypothetical. The transcript has 2 exons. The annotation marks the transcript as partial. Lineage: Eukaryota; Ichthyosporea; Ichthyophonida. The record is from RefSeq and is a predicted model, not a curated record.
GAUGUCGUUAAGGAUAUGAAUUAUUCGGCACAGCAAGUGGUGAGGCAAGUGGUGCCCUUCCCACUCAGCGACGGUGAUGACCUGGCCGCAGAACCAUCGGCAUCUCUGCGUUCGGCUAGCUCACCCACGGCUACAGCAAAUUCGCAAGACAACGCCAAUACGAUUCAGCAAGCGACUCAGGGUGCGGACCUGAUGGAUAUAGGUGCAAAUGAGCCCAAAAUCACGCUUACGGGUGAAAAUAGGACACUUGCGCGUGACACUCCGGGUGGCCCUGUGGGGUUUGUACGAUAUCACUCUUCAUCAUCGACAUCAUCGGCCGUGGCUGCAGGUACACACAGCGAGCUGGCUGGGCAGGUACAUGAACUUAGAGACGCACAAGUACACGCACAAGUACAAGCACAGGCGUACGGGCCUGUGCAGACCUUGGAAGGAUGUAUUCGCGCAGACAUGGGUGAGGGUGUUGGAUCCCCAGAGAGUGGUGCGCCCAUGGGAGGUAUGGACUCAAAGGAUACCUUGGACCAUGCACACGCAUACUCCAACCAGCAGUAUGAACACGCACACAACAACCAGCAGUAUGAACACGCACACAACAUUCAGGAGUAUGAACACGCACACAACAAUCAGGAGUAUGUACACGCGCACAACAACCAGGAAUAUGCACACGCACAAGUGGACGGGAAAGGGAGUGAGAUGGAUGGUGUACACGUGGGCGCUGCAGGACAAGUAAACGAUGGCUCACGUGAGGGUCUAAGCUAUCACGGGGAGGCUGACUCGGGGUACAUACCGGCGAUGAGUCAUGCUCAUCUGCAAGGCCCCGGCGAUGGUUCUGCUGCCAUGGAUACGAGUGUCACUUCGCACAUGGACGUGGAUAUUGAGAAUGAUAGUGAGCGUGCAGACAGUACCCGUCCCGUUGCCUCGGAUACCGGUGGUGGUGGGGAAGAGAGCGUGCCGUACGAGGAAGUGGCCACGACAGCUGCCACACACACUGAUCUACACACAACACCCACACUCGCGCAAGGGGUCACACACAGUGAUGCAGAUACAGAGGCAGAUGUGUAUGCACAACCGAAGUCAGAUGCAAGGCCGUACGCGUCCGAUGACAAUACGCAGAUACACCCACAUACACAGCCUCACAUACACACACACCUGCAUGCACCCACGCAGCCGAACACGCCCGUUAGAGAGACGCUACAGACACGGGCACAGAGUGCCGAAGCAUUACUACAGAGUACCGAACAUGCGCGACGACUAGAAUCGACGGUGAAUGAGUGGAGGACACCGCAGAAGGAGCGCAAAGGGGAACGUACCUACACCCCUGCACCACCGUACACAGGCACACGUGUGCAGAGCCACCCACAGGAACACCCGCAACGAGACACACACACCCCCACACACGCACACGCGCGCACCAGUACAGUGCCGCAUACAGUGACGCAUACACCAGCGCGUGAGGAGGGACAGAUAAGGGGUGAUGCUGGAACGCACAUGCAUACUUCGGGGAAGGCCCUGGUAAGCACGAACGCAGAUAAUUACACAGACACGGACACUAGCCCAUGUUCCAACAUAAACACGCACGUGAAUGCCAAUGCGGAUACAAGCACCAACGUAAGAACGACCAGGAUACAGAGCGACGAUGUAGCCAUGAGCAUGACACCUGAGAAGGGCAUGCGGACGGAUACUGUGCGUAGUGUCGAACAGGCAAGCACACACGUGAGUGGGAGCAUUCGCAGAGCGGAGAGUUUCAGUUGGAGAGACACUUCCAGUGCUAAGAAAAUGGGUGGGGACGCGGGGGUGGGCAACCGUAACCAUGGCAACGGUGCCGGAGGUGAUGUGGUCAUGGAGACGGAUACGCACACGCAGGCCGCAACUGUCACCACACGACACGCACCGUCGACAGCGACAGGACAGAGUCUCAGACUAAACUUAAGCUUGAGUCCACGUAGACUGGAUGGUCUACUGGAGGAUGAGGUUUCCACUAAGUCUUGUGAACAGGUGCAAUCAGAACCAAAGGACAACAAUGGGUUUGAGUCAAAUACAAGUGUAAGUUCACCCAGUAUUUUGGCUCCAGGUGCGGUGAAAUUAGGACACAGAACCGAACCGGCACCAGGCCUGAGCACAUGGCGGUCCACAGCCUCAGUGUACAACAAUUCACCGGCAGCUACACCAAAGCCACCUAGCACCAAGACCGCUACCAGCACAGGCAAAGGCAAGGGGGUGAGUGCUACUGUACCUACACGCACACUGUCUGUGAGUCAGCUGUCUGCGCUCCCGCACACGCAGACAGCCACCCCUGAGCAACUUGACGAACCCGCGCAGCCACCCACGCCGGUAAGGACGUACACACCCACCCAUGGCAAGGGCUUAUCACCUUCGUGUGACCAGAAUACAGGGCUUGUCCGUGAGGAGAGUGUAGUACUUGUGCGUGAGGGUAAUGGUGCAGGCGCUGGCAGGGACAGUGUGGGUGCGACUACAGUUGAGGAGAAGGAGCGCGAUACGCGAGCAUCGCCUGCCGAUCCCGAAUCAAAAGCGGGGGUGGAGAUUGGUAACCAUGGCAACGGCGGGGAGGAGGAGGACGGCAAUCGCAGUCCCCUAUCGAGUAGAGAGUCACUCAGUAGUUUGAAUAGAAGCGGUAUAUUUACAAAUACCUCGGCAGUAUAUGCCUGUACCACUGCAUAUCCACAAAACACUGUACAUUCACCUGCGCGCGGGGUAGAAUCAACACAGUGUUUCUCCCAUUUAGCGCAAUGGUUCAUGGCUGUAAAUAAAGACACGGACAACCUCCAAGGCGACACCUGUCCAGUGCCUACCAACAAGAGCAUCACCGAACAUAUUAGUGAAAUCACCAGCACAGAGCAGAUGAAUAUCCGUGGAAGCGCGAGGGAGUGUGUUAACCCUAAUACUGAUGCACUGGCAAAGGAUGUGCGGAUAGCGGGCCAAAUACCUGCACACACCCGCGCCAGUACCGACACACCCGCGCAAAACGAUACACAAACUCAGUUGCGACAGUUUUCCUCUGCGCAUUACGAACGCUCAUUGUCGUUGAAGGACGAUGAUCAAGUGAGUGUCGAUGACUUGGCCGAGGCAAUAUCCUCUGCACACGUGACCCCUCGAAAGACGCCUGCACGCAAAGGAGUGGGAGCGACCCACACCCCCGUGCGUACGCCUAUGCCAGCCCUCCAUCACUCGGCGAUGAAGGCCAUGCCCCCUCCCGGAACGAUACAAAUCAUAAGCGCCUCUUCCUGUGUGGAUUUGGACUAAGACACGGUACAGUAUUGUUUUUGACCGCUUUCGUCCCGAAGUGGAGGUGGGUGUUAGCAUUCUCUAAUAAAACGUUGAAUAUCCGUGUG